Molecule: messenger RNA, 621 nt
Organism: Didymella exigua CBS 183.55
Lineage: Eukaryota; Fungi; Ascomycota; Dothideomycetes; Pleosporales; Didymellaceae
Exons: 2
Coding region: 150-506 (118 amino acids)
Source: RefSeq, a predicted model, not a curated record
GCAUCAUGGCCGGUCCAGCGCUGCCCGCCCGGAGACCACUGCACUGCAAUUGCCUCUGCACCACCACCACCACCACCACCACCACACAUCCCCCGUGACACCAUCCCGCGCCUGCCACCAGCACCUCCACACCAACUGACACAGUCACGAUGCUCCGCACCUUCACCCGCGCCUCGCGCACCUUCCGCGUCGCCAGCGUCCGCCCGUUCUCCCAGUCGGCUACCCACCGCGCCGAGGGCAACGCAUCCACAAACGCCAAGACUGACACCAGCAUGCCGCCCGACGGCGAGCACAGCGUGAACAAGGCGAAGCGCGGCGACACGCACGAUGUGCGGGCGAGCAUGCUGAGCGAUGGGCUAGGCAACGCGAAGCAAGGCACCGGUGGAACCGCGACCGAGGAACGCGACUCGGCGGGCGGGAUGCAGAAGGCCAAGGAGGAGUUCCCCGAGUCGCCGGAUCCGGCAAUUGGCAUGCAGGACGAGAGGGGUGGCCGUGGUGGACGGUAGAGGAGCAUGACGUUAGGGGACAGAGAUGGAAUUUUCGCCAUGUCUUCUCCCGCUCGUCGAUCCUUGGAGUACUUUGUAAAACAACUAGGCUCAACGCAUGCGCUGUUGCCACGGC